GCCACAUGUUUGGGUUGAAAACCAUAUUUUUGUCUAUUACAAUAAAACAAUCUCAUUUUUUACCUGGAUCAAUAUAAGUGUUUAAGAGGAGGUAAAAUAAAUUAACAAUGAAAAGAUCACCUGGUGCUUCACUUUCUGCCCCUUCAAAUUCAAGACUGUCAUCACUCAGGGAUGGUAUUGAAACAGAUAAUGAGAUAAUCAGAAGACUGGAAAAUAAAUUAGGAUUCAAAAAACGAAAAAAUGCUUCUGCUCGAUGUUUUGAGGAUUUUGGACUUGGUGAUGUAUGGUCUAUCAUUGAAAAAGUUGAACCUAAACCUGAAGUAAAACGGCAAAAAGCUGAACCCAAAACUGAGGUAAAACGUAAAAAAGAAUGGAUCUCCGAAGACGAUUCAGAUAAUCAAAUGACAGAUGAUGAUGGACUGGAUUCAGCAGAUGAAAUCGAUGAUUCAAAUAAUAGUGAUGGUGAUGAUGAUAUCUCUGAUGAGGAACAAUCUACAGAAUUAAAAGAAGACAUUUAUGGGAGAUUAAGAGAUAGAGAGGGAAAUAUUAUCAAAGCCGAAUCAAAGGAGAAAAAUGACCAAGAAUCUGAACCAUCAGUCGAAGAUGAAAUUGAUGAAAAAGCAAUGAAAAGGAUACGAGGUCUUCUCAACCGUUUAUCUGCAAGCAAUCUCCAGACAAUUUCUUCAAGCGUUGAAGAUGUCCUAAAGGACUAUAGUUUAUUCCAAGUGACUCAGUGUUUGUGUAAAUGUAUUAAUGAUCAAUUGCUUCAAGAUUCCUUUUUAUCACCUCAACGAUUGAUUGGAGAAUAUGCUAUGCUGAUCUCCGUUCUAAAUACAAAUAUUGGUGAUGAAAUCGGUGGCCAUGUUGUGCAUCAAUUCGUGAAGAAAUUUGACUCUGUAAUGACAAAACUUACAGAUAGCAAAGAAGAUGAAGAAUCCAAGCUAAUGGACAAUUUGGUAUCUUUUAUUUCUUAUUUACAUGCAUGUGGAAUGAUUGACUCAAAUCUUAUAUUCGACAUCAUCGAUAAAUUAGUCAAUCGUUUCAACAGAAAGUGUAUUCAAGUGAUUUUACUGCAGCUCAGAAUGAUUGGAUUCGUCUUGAGGAGAAGUGAUCCAAGCAGACUGAAAAAAAUGAUUGAAAAUAUUCAAUCUCAAGCAGUUAAAUACGAGACAACAGAUAAAAGAAUUAGCUUCAUGCUAGAAGCUUUAUCUGCUAUAAAAAACAACAACAUAAUCAAAUUAAACAGUCUAAAUGAGGAUAGUCCCAUAUGUUCAGUGGAUAUAAAUUCACUUCGAGCAACAAUAAAAAAUGGAUUAAGAACAAAAACAAAGGUGUCUUAUAUACCCGGUAAAUUUGAAGAAGUGAUUCAAAAUAAUCGUUGGUGGAUUAAUGGUGGACUAACUCUAAAAGAAUCAAAGACUGAGACUAAAGAACCAUCAUCAGAGGAAAUUAAAAUUUCCGAGCCAAAAACUGUCGAGUCGGAUAUUGGUGAAAAAUUAUGUGCUAAAUUACGUCUAGUGACACCUCUUCGUAAAGCAAUUUUGAAGUCUUUAAUCACAUGUGAAGAUUAUAUUGAAUGUACCCAAAGAUUAAUCAAAGUUGGUGGUAAAAACUUCAUAGAAGUCAUGAAUGUUUGUCUUCUAGUUGCUCUCAAGGAGAAAAAAUUUAAUCCAUUCUAUAUUUACUUGUUCAAGCAAUUGUCCUCUGGAGAUCGAAAAUACAAAAUGGCAUUAAUUUACUCUCUCAAAGAUCGAUUGAACGAACCAGAACGACUUUCUAAAAUUGAAAAGUCAAACAUGUGCAAAUAUAUUGUAGAGCUAUUGAAACUUGACGUGAUUCCAAUCACAGUUCUCAAAAACUUCCAAUUCAACGAUCUCAGCGAGGAAUCAGUUGACUUACUCAAAUCUAUUUUAAUACCUGUCUUCACUUCGGAUGAACCAAUUAUAACCAAAAUCCUAUCAAAGUUAAAACCCAAGGAUCCGUUUACAGUUGCUUUGAAACUGUUCAUUUCUUGUUUCAUGGAUCCACAGUAUAAAGAGAAAAUGCUAUUUUUGAAAAAAUAGUUUCACCUUAACUUACCAAUCAAUUAAAAUUCAAUUCUUUUAUCUGUAUAAAUGCUUGUUAAGUAAAAUUUCAAAUAAAACUUGGUUUAUCUCCAAACUAUUCAUGAGUAUCA
Messenger RNA from Tetranychus urticae (two-spotted spider mite), 2176 nucleotides. Its product is annotated as nucleolar MIF4G domain-containing protein 1. The record is from RefSeq and is a predicted model, not a curated record. Gene Ontology annotation, molecular function: RNA binding; protein binding. Gene Ontology annotation, cellular component: nucleolus. Lineage: Eukaryota; Metazoa; Arthropoda; Arachnida; Trombidiformes; Tetranychidae. Gene Ontology annotation, biological process: ribosomal small subunit biogenesis.